AUGAGUGACGAUCAAUCACCUUGGGUGAGACUCUCAGAGGUUGCCGUCAAGGGUGCCCAAUACAACUCCGGUGAACGUCAGCCCCACCCGAAAUGUUUGAAAGGGACCCGGGUUGAUCUCCUCAAAUACAUUCACGAAUUACUGGACAACCCAGAGAAGAAUCAACUCAUUUGGGUGCAUGGCACAGCUGGCGUCGGAAAGUCUGCUGUUGCAUUUACAGUUGCUGAAAAGAUGAGAGGUCUAAAACACACCAAACGCUGCACGACUGGAUAUUUCUUUGCCACGCUUGGCUACCAACUUGCUAUCAAUUUUCCAAGCAUUCAGCAGGAUGUGAACAAAGCGAUCCGCAACAAUCCCGCUUUACUAGACCCAGACACGCCUCUCUGCGACCAGAUGGAGGCUUUCUUUCUCCAACCCCUCCGGAGACUUCGACUUAGAUUCCGCGGAUGUCCACCUUUGUCGUUUGUGUUCGAUGCGCUUGAUGAAUGCACGUCAGAACCCGACAUUACCGAUCUCAUCCUUUCCCUUGCACAGGCUCUUCGUGAGCCUGACCUUCCUGUGACCCACAUUCUACUCACAAGUCGCUCGGAAUCACAUAUAUCUGAAGCCUUCAAAAACGAAGAGGUGCACCUAUUGGUGCGCGAGGUACCUGUGAGAACUUCUGGGGAAGGUGGCAUCAUUUCAUUGGAUGGCGCAGAUGUUGACAAUGACAUCAGUACUUUCUUGCGGCAUUCCUUUGCACAGCUGGGAAUUCGCCGUCCUGAUUUCCCCCUAACCAUCGACUGA
Messenger RNA from Suillus bovinus, 786 nucleotides. RefSeq lists its product as uncharacterized. The transcript has 3 exons. Lineage: Eukaryota; Fungi; Basidiomycota; Agaricomycetes; Boletales; Suillaceae. Bases 1 to 786 code for a protein of 261 amino acids. The record is from RefSeq and is a predicted model, not a curated record.